This is a messenger RNA of Vespa velutina, 5098 nucleotides long. RefSeq names its product breast cancer type 2 susceptibility protein homolog. Gene Ontology annotation, cellular component: nucleus. Lineage: Eukaryota; Metazoa; Arthropoda; Insecta; Hymenoptera; Vespidae. Bases 230 to 4531 code for a protein of 1433 amino acids. The record is from RefSeq and is a predicted model, not a curated record. The transcript has 14 exons. Gene Ontology annotation, biological process: double-strand break repair via homologous recombination; regulation of DNA-templated transcription.
GGUAACAUCCUUUGUUUUGUCUCUUGGUUAAGUCUCACGUGAGAAUUGAACGAUUCAGAUGUGACAGUUUAUGUACGUCAUUGCAUGAAUUUUUUCAAUAAUAAUAAAAAUAAUUUCUGAUAAAUUAAUUAUCAUUAAAUAAAGAUAUUUUAUAUAAUAAAAGUGCAUAGAAUAUGUAUAAUAUUGUUUAAAUGGUAUCUCAAUACCAUCAAUCUCAUUGAAUUUGAUUAUGGACGUCAAUACAGAAAAACGUACGAAUUCGACUCCUAUAAAAAAUAGAAAAGCGAGUAAUAAAAAAAACACAAUAAAUGGUUAUGUAUCAGAAGAUACAAAUUCUAAUGCUACGUCAGAUUCGAUUGAAUUAUUUUCAGAUGAUGAAAAUGAAAAUGAUUUAAUAUAUUACACACCUAAUGUAUCCAAAUCUAUUGAAGCUUCAUUUUUAAAUAUAUCUGAAACAUCCUUAUCGCAUUCCAAUAAACAAGUCCUAAGAACUCCAAUAGAGAAAACUGCAGUUAUCCCGAGCACGCCGUUAAGUUUAAUACCAUUUAUAACAAAAAUUAAUGAACAAUGGACAUCUGAUUUAGAGACACCUCAAGCGGACAAAAGUGAUUGGAAACAGAUAGCUGUAGAUAGCUGUUUAACAACAUCAGAGAGUGUUGAAAAAUCUAUUUGUUCCAAACAAUGCACUCCAAAUAUCUCAAAUUUUAAAAAUGUACUCAAUGAACCUACUUCUACAUCUCCUGUGAUCAAUUGCACAAGAAUGAGACGAAGAACGAAAAGGAGAAUUUUUAAAACCAUUUCUAUUGCUGCAGACAGUGCAAUUGAUCCAGUUAACAGUGAACAUUUAAUUGCAUCAAAUAAUCAAGAUAAUAUUAAUAAAAAUGACAUUGUAGAUAUGGAUACGUGUGAUAAUAAAGAAAAACAAAAUAUUUCUCCGGAGGCUAAUAAUAUGCAGGAUUUUUUUUGUAAUGCUUCGUUUGCCAAUAUAGAUCAAAUUUGUGCAAACUUUGCUGAAAAGAAUGAUACAUGUAAUAUAGAAAAUAAUGAUAAACUAAGAUAUGUAGAAGAAAUAUCUAUUAAGGAUAAUAAUAAAGUAGAAAAGGAAAAUAUUGAUGUAGAUAAAAAUGAAUGGAAUGAAAAGAAAAUAUUACAUAGUGAUAAUAAAGUAACAUUAAGUGUAUCAAUGGAUAAUAUAGGAUUUUCUACUGCAAGUGGAAAACAUAUUUAUGUAUCAGAGUCUGCUAUAUCAAAUGCAAAAUCUUUACUUGAAAUGGAUGUAUCUUCUACGAGCAUUCAAUUGGAAAAUAAAAGUAAUUUACAUAGUAAUAAUCUUAAAGUAAAAAAAAAAUCAUCUUCGUCCUUUGUAACAGCAGGAGGUCGAUCUUUGAAUAUUUCUGAUAAAGCUUUAUCUAAAGCAAAGAAAAUGCUGAUUGAACAGUUAGAAGACAUACAAAUUAAUAAGAAUCUUACAAAUGAAUUUAAUAAGUCUGUUGAGACAAUAGAACUUUCCAAAAAUAUUAAUACAAAUUUGAAAAAGUCUCCCGUGGAGAAAACUAUAGUUUCAAACAUUGGAUUUACAACAGCAGCUGGUCGUAAAGUUGAUGUUUCAAAGGAAGCAAUGAACAAAGCUCAAAUUUUGCUUUCCGAUGAUAUAAAUAAUACUGACCGAUAUAACAAUUUUCAUAAUAAAUCAAUAAAUAAACGAAAAAGUCUACAUGUAUGCGAUGAUACCUUAGAUAAAUUAUCAUCUAACACAAAGAAAGUAAAACUGUGUAACAAAAAUAUCAUUGUUGAGAAAAAAAAUUCAAGUUUAUACGAAAAUACAGAAAAUACAGAAAAUACAGAAAAUACAAAAAAUACAGAAAGUGUUCAAACUAGUAAUACUUUUUCAAAUGAAAUAAUGGCUAGUACAGCUGCACUUUUGGCGGAUGAAAGGGACAAUGAUGAAAUUAUGGAAUGGAUUUCUCAAGUAGAAAAUUGUGAAAAUAAAACACCGUCUAGUCCUGUUAUUGGAAGACAACCUGUUGCACGAAAAAGGGGUAAAAAGAGAAAUUUACAAAAUAGUGACAAGCAGAAAGUUAUACUUACAGUUAAAAACGAUAUAAACGUUAAUGUAGAUAAAGAAAGUGUUAAAUCCGACAAUAGUUGUACAAAGGAACUUGUAUCAAUAAAAGAAAUAGAUAUAAAUAAUAUUGAUUUGCCAAAUAAUAAUGUUACAGAUAUUUUGCAAAGACGUCUUGAAGCUAUUUUAGAACAAGAAAAAAUAAUUAAAGAGAAAAAACUUGAUAGGCCUAAGGUUAUUAAAGGGCAAUUGUUUUCAUAUAAAGAAGAAAAUCAUAAUGCACGUUUAUCUUGGAAAAAACUUGUGGGUGAUGAUGUACCAAAGCUAUGCACUCAUGAAGAGCUUAUCAAUCGAGGUAUAUCGCCAGAAAUAUUAACAAUCACAUCUACCACAGCUCCAUCAUUCAAAUUCCGAUGUAUUGAUUUUUAUGGAGAAAAAAUUAUUCACAAUAAUUCAGGUAGUUUGGAGAUGGAAGAUGGUGGACAUCUAAUACCAAAUAAAGAUGAUUAUUUAGGAAUAUUAGAAAUUAAACGAUCCUUUCUUGCAAGUCCAGGAGUUGAUCCGAGUCUUCUUUCCAGUGAUUGGAUUGAAAAUCAUUAUAAAUGGAUUAUUUGGAAACUUGCAUCUAUGGAUAGAAUUAAAUUUAAUUCUAUCAAUUUACCAAGGUCAUUGACACCAGCUAACGUUAUGCUACAACUUAAAUAUCGUUACGAUCGUGAAAUUGAUAGAUCGCAAAGGUCGUGUUUAAGACGGAUUUUAGAAAAAGAUGAUAGUGCAUCUAAACGAAUGGUUUUAUGCGUAUCAUCUCUUAAUGAGUCUAAAGAUGAGGAAAACAUAGAAACAAGUUCAAAAGUAUUAAAUAUAAAUCAUUGGAAAAUGAUUUUAACGGACGGAUGGUAUAGUAUUCCUGCUUUUGUUGAUACGACCAUGAUGAAUUACAUAGCUUCUGGGAAAAUAUGCGAAGGUAUUAAAUUAAUAACAUUUGGAGCAGAAUUGUUGAAUCUUGAUCAGGGAUGUUCUCCAUUAGAGAUUCCACACGAUGUAUCUUUAAAAAUUCAUACCAAUUCAACCAGAAGAGUUAGAUGGGACACUAAAUUGGGAUAUACGCGUUGUCCUGGACCUAUGCUCAUUAAAUUAAGAAAUGUUUGUCCUAAUGGUGGUUUAAUUGGUAAACUUAAAGUUUUGAUCACUAGAACAUAUCCAAUGUUGUAUCAUGAAAAAAAUGCUUCUGGAGAAUCUAUUUUUCGAAAUAGUCGAUGCGAAGAGAAAGCUAAUAUUGCUUAUGAAGAACAAUGUAGAUCGAAAGUAGAAGCAUUUUAUGCCGAAGCUGAACAAAAGUUUGACUCUGUUAGAAGUGAUACUUUCGAAUCUGAUAGUAUCGAUUUAAAACUAGACAAAGAAAAAUUAUUAAAUCAUGAUUGUACAGUAGAGGAGUUCAAACAAGAAUUGGAAUCAAAGUUACGUGAAAGUAUGCCACCACCUCGGCAAGUUUCAUCGGUUCUUAAAGUUCGCGCGAACGAAGAUGAUACUAGUGCAAUAUUAACGAUUUGGUCUCCUAGUGAAGAUAUCGUCGAUAUUUUUAAAGAAGGAACUUACAUAUCGAUUCAUAAUAUAUUUGCUUCAGGCAAACGAGCCGGUGACCUACAGCUUACAGCAUCACGAAAUACAUUGUUCAAUAAAGAAGGAAUAUGUAAAGAUUUUCAUCAAUCUCGUAUAUAUACUCCAUUGUGGAAUAUAAUCGAUCCUUCGUUUAAUCCACUUUAUGGAGAAUUCGAUACAAUAGGAAUCGUUUCGUCGAUCGUUAAUAGUCCUUAUGGCAUGAAAAAUUUUGAUGCCGUUAAUAUAGCAUGUCCACAUGAUAAUACAAAAGAUGACGAUACAUCGGGAUCUUCGUAUUUAUCAAUUUUAUUUUGGCAAGGCGUAUCUACUUUUGGAUAUACAGAAAUCCUUACUAUAGGUUCCCUUAUAGCCUGUAGCAAUUUAGAAUGGAGACGUGCUACCUCUUGGAAUAUACCAGUAGCAUAUUGUACAGAUAGAAGCGUAUUUACGCGUAAUCCACGUCAUAAUCAUCUUUGUCAAGCUUUUGAAGAUAUAAAGAAUUUAAUUAAGAUACCUUAUGCGAGCUAUGCUGUCGAAUGUGCAGAAGAUAUCUCAUUGGAAAUACAAAAAAAAACAACUUCACGAACAUCCUUGUAUAUCACUCCUGAUAAAAAUAACCCAGAUAAAGAGCCAUUGAAUACAAAUUUAUCAAAAUCAAUAGGCCCUAAUUCUCGUUCCGAUACACGAAAUUCUUCUUCUGUUAGAUCAGCAGCUAUACAAAGACGUUUAGAAAAACUUCAUUAUUAUAGUAACCCACCUGAACUUUCUCCGAUUGUUCUUAAAAAUAGUUCGAGCCGAGUGUCUCUUGAUUUUCGCUCGCCCGUACGUAAUGACGAUUUAAAACCAACGAAACUUAAUCUCGAUCCUUAAUGAUAUUGAGUUUGAACAGUUCUCUUCUCUUUCUUUCUUUGUUUUUUUUUUGUUUUCUUUUAUUAUUUUUUAUAUUACUCUUUUUUUCCUGAAAAUAUACAAGUUACCAUGCCAUUUCUUUAAUGGUCAUAUAUUUGAUGAAGUGAAUUAUGUGUGAAUUAAUUUCUAAGUAAUAUCAAUAUAGAAGUGAGAAAUAAUUUCUAUUUUUUUUUUUAUAUAUUUUAUGUGAAUAAAUGUCAAUAUAUGUAAAAUAUAAAUCGUUUAUGUCAAUAAGAAAACUUAUUUUUAAAUGUAAUAGUUUGAGGUAUUACUUAUAAAAGAAAAUAUGAGCGACUCAAAGUUCAGUCCAUUCCAAAAAGUAAUUUCCUUUUAUCUAUAAAUAAAAAUACAUUUGAAAUGCGAGAGAAAAGAAAGAUUAGGGAUUUAAUAUAAAUAAAAUUUAUUGUUCGUAAAAAUAAAAUUUUUUAUGCCGUAUAUAUUAAUGCGUAGAAAUAUUUACCAUUAAUGCGUAUUUACGUUUUAAUAAAAUAAAGAAAUAAAAGUAAUAAAUUUACUGUUGUUUACUCU